Sungouiella intermedia is the source of this 1398-nucleotide messenger RNA. NCBI's taxonomy places the organism in Eukaryota, Fungi, Ascomycota, Pichiomycetes, Serinales, Metschnikowiaceae. The record is from the annotation of a GenBank genome assembly.
AUGGCUUCCACUAUCUCCUACGCCAACGUCGCCGCUACUGGAACUUCGAAGUCCGACUCCAACCUGGAUGUCCUGGACGUGGUUUCAGAUAUCUCUUCCUCGAAUGAGGUUGUGUCGCCAACCUCUGAGGCUCCAGCUCAAGAAUCUGACAAAUCUGAUGUGUCUGAAGUGUCUGAACUGACUGAAUCUGCCACUACACCUGCUCCAGCUCAGAAAAAGGAGAAGAAGGUGUUGGCACCUGCCCCUGUUCCUACGAAAUCUGUUUGGGGAGUUGCUUCUCUGGAGCAAAAUACUGCUAACGUGGAUGAGCACAAGUGGCCAACUCCAGACAAGGUGCCUCAACUCGAGCAGACGACACCCUCCAAAGCUGCAAAAUUCAUCAAGCCAAAUAAGUGGGUUCCCAUCAAUGCCAAAGUUGUGUUGCCUAGCCCCAGAAAUCACUUACAAGGCGCCGCAGGCAACCAGCAGAAGAACAAGAGAAAGAACAAGACCCAAAAGAAGAAGACGCCUACUUCGUCUUCUGAUGACUCCAUAAUAAAGAAAGACGACAAGGAGAAGUCUGACAGUGAAGUCACUAGCGAAACUUCAAAUGGCGAACUCGAAGCUGAAUCCCCGGAAGGUGAACAAGGUGCCAACGGUCAACUGCAUAACUACAACUACCAGAACGAUGGCUACCAAAGACUGCGGUACAACAACCAGAACACAUCGCAGAAGAAUUUGAAGAAGUUUACCCAGAAUGGUCACUCUCAGAACGGAAAAUCCACCCAGCAUCAGCAGCCUCGUCCAGGCUUCUAUCCGCAAUUUGUUCCAAGCCAAUACCAAAAUUACACGGGAGGUAGACAAUUCAAGCCUAACGGUGCCAAUGGCAGCCAAUACAGAAGAAGCAACAGCAAUACCAACAUUCCAAAUGGUUAUGCUGAGAACUACAAUGUCAUGGGCGGCAACUACUUGCCUCAUAUCCCACACCACCCACAGGCUAUGAUGGGUAUGCCAUUUGGCAGCCCCGUUCCAGUUCAGAUUCCCCCACCAAUCAGCCCCAAGCAGAACCCACAGCAAGCAUUGACGCAGCAGAUUGAUUACUACUUCUCUUUGGAGAACUUGAUUAGAGAUGUGUUCUUGAGAAAGAACAUGGGCACCGAAGGAUGGGUGGAGUUGGACUUGGUGUUGAACUUCAAGAGAAUCAAGAUUAUUGUAAAUGGUAUCCACAAUGCUAUCGAGGAGACGGAUCCUGAGAAGAGAGCCAAGGAGUUAGACACAAGUAUCUUGCACGCCGUGCAACAAUGUCAGAAUGUGGAGAUUGGAUACUUGAAUGGAAAGGAGCACGACAACGCAACAGCCACGGAAGUGCAGUUGAGAGUCAAGAACAACUUUGAGCAAUGGUUGUUGCCAGACAACUAA